This is a messenger RNA of Helianthus annuus (common sunflower), 897 nucleotides long. RefSeq lists its product as uncharacterized. The record is from RefSeq and is a predicted model, not a curated record. Lineage: Eukaryota; Viridiplantae; Streptophyta; Magnoliopsida; Asterales; Asteraceae. The transcript is spliced from 2 exons. Bases 1 to 897 code for a protein of 298 amino acids.
AUGCUUCUCGACGCUGACGCUGAUGGCGACGUCGAUCUGUUUGAUGAUGAGCCCCUAGAGGAUGAGGUUCAGGGCGAGGCCCUUCUAGCUGCAGUUGAUCUUUUGUUACUCGCAGAUGCUCCAGCUGGGGAGUCACCUACACACUCACCGGUCCCAAACUCUUUCAAGUCUGUGGCUUCCGCACCAUCACAUACUCAGAGUGCGCAGCACUUUUCUCACGGUUCAGAUCCUGAUAGGGCAUCCUCUGUUGCCCCUGCUCCGAACUUUGCUUUCGACCACGAUGUUGAGGAGGAUUCCGAUCCUGUCUUUCCCCCAGGAUUCGACCCAGACCAGGAGAUAGAGUUCAUCCACUUGGAUCAGCCCCUGGUUGACCCAGUAGACCCAGUUGACCCUGCAUUCGCUGACGAUGCAGAUUUUGAUAUGGAGUUCGUUGACCCCGAGCUUGCCAUGGCCCUUGAGCCAGUAGCCGCUCUAGACCCUGCGUUUGAGCAUGACCCAGUUCAUGCUGGCGCACCCGUUAUUGAUCCUGUGAUUGCUGACCCACCCAUUGAUGAUCACCUGGUUGAUGCUCCACUAUUAGAGGGUGACCAUGUUGUUGCUGCUGACCCUGUUGAUGCCCCUUUCAUCGAUGCACCCGUUGACCCUGUUGUUGCUCCCCUACCUGAUCCUGUUCCCCUGGAGCCCGAGCAUGCACUAUUCGCGACCCACAUUGAUCCCAGGUAUGCGCACACCCAGAAUGGGUGGAUUGACGCUGAUGAUGAGCUCCCACCUGUUCCCCCACAUACCACCGAUGCACGUCACAUUGAUACCUCUUUUUCGUUCCCUCAGUUUACACCUCCAGCUCGACCUGGAGAGGGUUCUUCGGCUCAUCCUUUGGACAUGUACCGGUUUUUAUGA